Messenger RNA from Psammomys obesus (fat sand rat), 3004 nucleotides. RefSeq names its product small G protein signaling modulator 3 (gene Sgsm3). The record is from RefSeq and is a predicted model, not a curated record. Lineage: Eukaryota; Metazoa; Chordata; Mammalia; Rodentia; Muridae. Gene Ontology annotation, molecular function: protein binding. The transcript has 23 exons. The coding region runs from base 310 to 2565 and encodes 751 amino acids.
UGCGCAGAGGGGCCGCUGCGCGCUGACUAGGAGCCAGCCGGGAGCCCGACGUGCCGAGGUGUUGAGGUGGCCGCGAGACAGACUCAGGUGCAGCAUCUAGGCCGAAUCCGAGCGCGCUGCCGUGGGUUAGCAUCGGGGAAACUGAGGCGGACGUAGGGGCAGGAUCUCCUUGUGUGCUUCCGGUUGGAGUUCUGGAAAUAACUCUGAGAUUUAGGGCAAGUGAAGCCUGAGGAGCCUCAUGACAGGCAGAGAUGCCAACAAUGACCAUCUAAGCCUACCUCUGUGAAGACCUGCCACCAUCUACUACACAUGAUGUCAGGAAACCACAUGCCCUCUGCCAGUGGCCCUUUCUCUGCCCUGACUCCAAGCAUAUGGCCCCAGGAGAUCCUAGCAAAAUGCACACAGAAGGAAGAGUCUGCAGAGCACCCAGAGUUCUGCUAUGAUGAGUUUGGUUUCCGUGUGGACAAGGAAGGUUCUGAGCCUGGAUGUAGCCAGAUGGCAGGUGCACCCCUGGCGGAGGACCCCACACAGAGGCUGCGCUGGCAGGCCCACCUGGAGUUUACCCACAACCAUGAUGUGGGGGAUCUCACCUGGGACAAGAUUGCAGUGUCUCUCCCUCGCUCCGAGAAACUCCGUUCCCUAGUGCUGGCUGGCAUCCCACAUGGCAUGAGGCCACAGUUGUGGAUGCGGCUCUCUGGGGCGCUGCAGAAGAAGAGGAACUCUGAGUUGUCCUACCGUGAUGUUGUAAAGAACAGCUCCAAUGAUGAGACCAUUGCUGCCAAACAGAUCGAAAAGGACCUGCUCCGCACCAUGCCCAGCAACGCCUGCUUUGCCAAUGUGAACAGCAUUGGGGUGCCUCGCCUGCGCAGAGUCCUCCGAGCACUGGCCUGGCUGUACCCAGAGAUUGGCUACUGCCAGGGCACAGGCAUGGUGGCUGCCUGCCUCCUGCUAUUCCUGGAGGAGGAGGAUGCCUUCUGGAUGAUGUGUGCCAUUAUCGAGGACCUGCUGCCUGCCUCCUACUUCAGCACUACCCUUCUGGGUGUCCAGACUGACCAGCGGGUCCUGCGCCACCUGAUCGUCCAGUACCUGCCUCGUUUAGACAAGUUGUUACAGGAGCAUGACAUUGAGCUGUCUUUGAUCACACUGCACUGGUUCCUCACGGCCUUCGCCAGCGUGGUGCACAUCAGGCUGCUUCUGCGCAUCUGGGACCUGUUUUUCUACGAGGGCUCCCUGGUGUUGUUCCAGACUACGCUGGGCAUGCUGCGCCUUAAGGAGGAAGAGCUGAUUCAGUCAGAGAACUCAGCUUCCAUCUUCAACACGCUGUCGGACAUCCCGGCACAGAUGGAGGACGCGGAGCUGCUGCUGGGGGAGGCCAUGAGGCUGGCUGGGUCCCUCACUGAUGUGGCUGUGGAGACCCAGCGCCGCAAGCAUCUGGCUUACCUCAUUGCAGACCAAGGCCAGACCCUGGGGACAAGCGCCACUACCAACCUGUCACAGGUGGUGCGCCGCAGGACCCAGCGGAGGAAGUCUGGCAUCGCCUCUCUGCUCUUUGGAGAGGAUGACCUAGAGGCUCUCAAGGCCAAGAACAUCAAGCAGACAGAACUGGUAGCCGACCUUCGUGAAGCCAUUUUGCGUGUGGCACGCCACUUCCAGUGCACAGACCCCAAGAACUGUAGUGUGGAGCUGACCCCAGACUACAGCAUGGAGAGCCACCAGCGGGACCAUGAGAACUAUGUGGCAUGCUUACGGAGCCACCGGCGCCGGGCCAAGGCCCUGUUGGACUUUGAGCGGCAUGAUGAUGAUGAGUUAGGCUUCCGCAAAAAUGACAUCAUCACGAUCAUUUCUCAGAAGGAUGAGCACUGCUGGGUGGGUGAGCUGAACGGCCUGAGAGGCUGGUUUCCAGCCAAGUUUGUGGAGGUCUUGGAUGAACGGAGCAAAGAGUACUCAAUUGCGGGGGACGACUCUGUGACAGAGGGAGUGACAGACCUCGUGCGAGGGACCCUCUGCCCAGCCCUCAAGGCCCUGUUUGAACAUGGACUGAAGAAGCCAUCCUUGCUUGGAGGGGCUUGCCACCCCUGGCUGUUCAUCGAGGAGGCAGCGGGCCGGGAGGUCGAGAGAGACUUUGAUUCUGUGUACUCCCGCCUGGUGCUCUGUAAGACAUACAGGUUGGAUGAAGAUGGCAAAGUCCUGACCCCCGAAGAGUUACUGUACAGGGCUGUGCAGUCUGUGAAUGUGACCCACGAUGCAGCACAUGCACAAAUGGACGUCAAGCUCCGCUCACUUAUCUGCGUGGGGCUCAAUGAACAGGUAUUACACCUGUGGCUGGAGGUACUCUGCUCCAGCCUGCCCACUGUGGAGAAGUGGUACCAGCCCUGGUCCUUCCUGCGCAGCCCUGGCUGGGUCCAGAUCAAGUGUGAGCUCCGAGUCCUCUGCUGCUUCGCCUUCAGCCUCUCUCAGGACUGGGAGCUCCCCGCUAAGAGAGAGGAGGAAAAGCAGCCACUGAAGGAGGGUGUUCAGGACAUGCUGGUGAAGCACCACCUUUUCAGCUGGGACAUAGAUGGAUGACGCUCCUUCUAGCUGCUGUGUGGCUCCCAGGCCUACCGUCAUAGACUUCCUGGCAGGCCCCGCCUUUCAACAGAAAGAGGGCAGAGCCCUGGCCAGCCUCAGGCCUCCCUCCUCUAGUUAGGAGGUUCAGGGAAGACACACUCCAGAGCACAUCCAGAACCUAUAAUCAGGACUUCCGGGCCUCCCCACUCCAGGCUUGCACAGUUGGCAAAAGCAUAUAUAGGUGGCCAGCUCAGCCUCUCUCCUUAACGUCCUGGGGGUUGUCCUGCCAGGGUCCUUAAGGAAGUCCUGUCUACCAGCCAUAUGGUGUGUUAACCAAAACCCUUGUGAAGAAGUGGGGAGCCACCUCUGUGCUGGUCUCAGCUCAGGAAGAGGGUAGGCCAAUGGCAGAUAAAAGCCUCUUAACCUCUGUGAUUGUAAAUAAACUUUUUGUGAGAGA